AAAAAGGCCGCAAAGGAAGGUUGAUCUAAAAAUAGAUUGAAUGUGAAGGUCGUCUUUUUGGCCUUGGGAUGGCACAAGGACAACUGUAGCAGUCUCAGCUGGUUUUCUCAAAGUUAAAGAGUGAUAUUUUGUUUUAAGAAAGGCUUUCUUUAUCAAACAAGAUGGCAACCCAAAGACAGUCAUCUCAAAUUGAGGACUUUGACGAUGAAGACAAUCUGUUUUAUGAAGUGCAUGAGGUGGUCGUGCGCAAGCUGGGCCAUGUUCCCAUUGCAAAGGGUGACUUUCACCUACUGCCUGUAGGUGUGCAGAGAUUCAUAGCUAAAUGGGUGCAAAUCUGCCAACCUCGUGGUCUGUAUAUCUGUGACGGGUCGCAGGCGGAGGCAACUGAGAUCAUCCACAAGCUGGAGGACAGGGGUACUCUUCACAAGCUGACAAGCAAGAAAUACGAGAGCAACUACAUCUGCCGCACUGACCCUGCUGAUGUUGCGCGUGUGGAGUCAAAGACGUGGAUGUGUACAGAGAACAAGUAUGACACCGUACCACACGUGGCAACUGGUGCUCAGGGCAUCCUGGGAAGGUGGUUAUCUCCAGAUGAUGCCAAGAAGAGUAUGAAGAGCUUUGAGGGAUGCAUGGCAGGCCGAAUGAUGUACGUGAUUCCAUUCAGUAUGGGUCCCAUCGGAUCCCCGCUGUCAAAGAUCGGUGUGGAGAUCACUGACUCCAACUAUGUGCUUCUCUCUAUGCGAGUGAUGGCCCGUGUGUCCAAUGAAGUGUGGAAGGUGCUUGCCGAAGGUGACGGAGAAUUCGUAAAAUGUCUCCACUCUAUGGGCUGCCCAAGACCUUCCCAGAGGAAGAUCAUCAACCACUGGCCCUGCAACCCCGAGGGAGUGUUUAUUGGCCACUUCCCCGCAAAGCGUGAGAUUGCCUCUUUCGGAAGUGGAUACGGUGGAAAUUCACUGCUUGGCAAGAAGUGCUUUGCCCUGAGAAUUGCCUGCAACAUUGCACGAGAGGAGGGUUGGCUGGCGGAACACAUGCUGAUCAUGGGUCUCACUAAUAAAAAGACAGGCAAGGAGACGUUUGUUUGUGCUGCGUUCCCGAGCGCCUGUGGCAAGACUAACAUGGCCAUGUUGACACCGUCCAUUCCUGACUACGAUGUCCGCUGUGUCGGUGACGAUAUUGCCUGGUUGAAGUUUGACAAAGAUGGAGUGCUCCACGCCAUCAACCCUGAGGCCGGCUUCUUCGGCGUGUGCCCAGGCACUAACAUGAAGACGAACCCCAACGCCAUGUUGACCUGCAUGAAAAACUCCAUCUUUACCAAUGUUGCUGAGACAGCUGAUGGAGAGUUCUUCUGGGAAGGACUUGAGGAUGAAAUUGAAAACAAGAGUGUGUCCAUUACCAACUGGCUGGGCCAACCCUGGAAGAUCGGAGAUGGCGGGAAGGCUGCCCACCCGAACUCCCGCUUCUGUUGCCCGGCAAGCCAGUGCCCGAUCAUCCAUCCCAAAUGGGAGGACAAAAAGGGAGUGCCAAUCAGUGCAUUCAUCUUCGGGGGUCGCAGACCACAAGGUGUACCACUGGUAUUUGAGUCGUUUGGCUGGGAACACGGUGUAAUGGUUGGUGCCUGUGUGAAGUCCGAGGCCACCGCGGCUGCUGAGUUCAAGGGCAAGCAGAUCAUGCACGACCCCAUGGCCAUGAGGCCCUUCCUUGGGUACAAUUUCGGCAAAUACCUGGAACACUGGCUUUCACUCGACAAAGCACCUAACAAGGUGCCCAAGAUCUUCCAUGUGAACUGGUUCAGAGUGGACGACAAAGGCCAGUUCUUGUGGCCAGGUUUUGGUGAUAACAUCCGCGUCCUUGAUUGGAUCGUUCGCCGCUGUGAGGGAGAAGAAAACAUGUCAAUUAAAUCUCCCAUCGGCCACUUGCCAAAGAAAGGAUCAAUCAACCUGAACGGUUUGGGCAAGCUCGACUGGGACCAGCUGUUCUCGCUGCCCAAACACUACUGGGAGGCCGACAAUGAUGAGAGCAGGCAUUUCCUCAACCAACAGGUGGGUGAGGACCUACCCAAGGUGAUCCGCGAACAACUGAAGGCCCAGGGCCAGCGUAUUGAGGAGGAGCUCUUCUACUAGUAUGCUACUUCAUACAAGUUUAACACGCACACUAGAUACAACCGUGGGGACAGUACAGACUGAUAUCAAAGCUUUACAAUCUCACCUAGAUUGUCACAUAUUAAGUGGCACAAUCUCGCUUGGAAAUCAUAUUUUUAUAUUCAUCCUUUUUGUGCUCUUCUCUUCAAAGUGUAAUUUCGUAGACUUCUGGUACUGACCAAGUGAAUAAAAUAAUGCUAUUGUCUAUCUUGAAGAAAAUUGUCAGGUCAUGUUAUUAAAUGAUCUGUCUUUGUUAAGACGUUCUUUUCUGUUUCACCAAGUUUUCAUUGGUGAAUUGGAGCAUUCACUGUUGUAAAAAAUUGUCAGUUGUAGAAAUGUUAUAUUAGGUUUUCCUUUUAUUCACUUCCCAAUUUGAUUUUUGAUGUGUUAAUUAUAUACGGAUAUGUGUAUGAAGUGUAAAAGUGCUUUAUUCAAUGGUGCAGUUUCAAAGCAUAAUAAUUGUUAUGACACAAAUGUUUAUUGAUAAAGAUAUUUUGAGCUUGUAAAGUGAGACUUACUUUGUUAAUGGGUGCCCCUGUCUAUUUUCAGUGAGGGUGAAAAAAAGUAGACAAAUAGUCAUCAUGGCAACAUAAGAAGACUAAAAAUUCAGCAGAGUCUCCACACACUUUUAUGAUCUAAUAUAACUUACUAAUGACAAUUGGAUUGUCCGUUUCAGUGUUUAAUUUAAUUGUUGGUGUGUUUUCAUUUUAUUUAGUAGUCAUAUAGAGGCCACAUUAUCAACUAGUACGACAAAAUAUCAUACCGUCAAGAAAUUCAGUAAAAUCCUUCCUGAGUGGGAUAAUUCAAAAUAAAUGUUUUACUUGCAAAAUUUAAUAAACAUUGCAUAGACUGACCAAUGAUGUGCUAGUUUUGAAAAAGUUCUUACAUCUAACUACUCAGAAACAUUCAUUCAAUAAGCGGUCGUACGCUACAUGCAAUGAUAAGAUGGUUCUGUUGUGUAUAAUGACCUUGUAGUUGCACAGACAUUAAAUAUUUAACAUACCGGAGCAUGGAACAAUGAAUAAAGAAGCUUAUUAGUUUCAUUAUAUAAGUAGUGUUGUAAAUCACUGUUGUGAGAUAUCGUUGGUUUUUAAUUUUAUUGAUGAAAAGAGAUUUGUGUACACAAGUACAAAAGUUACGCUAAUAAGUGCUAGUCAAGAGGUUUUACCUGUGAAUAAAAAGCUGAAAUUACUAUAAUUUGUACAGACCUAACUUAGAGGAAAGAUAUUGGGCCAAGUGUUCAGAGCUUUGUUGAACUUAAUAAUGUUGUGAACGUCAUUAUUGUUAACAUUCAAAUAUUUGUAUAUCUUCUUUUCCAAGUUUUUGGACAUGUUUGUGAUCUGCAGUUUUUCUUGCAAAAAGUUGAUGUAUCAAUUUUAACUGUCCUGGGUUUAUUUAAUUAUAUCAGCACUUCAUAAAGUAGCUCACCUGUAAUAGUUAACAACAAUGAUGUUAACAAUGUUGUUAACUUUGAAAAGUUGGAACAAUGGCCCAUGGUUAGGUAAACUCAAAUUUUAUUGUUAUAUUUAUGUACAACAUAGUGGCCAUAUAUUUGUUAAUGGAUGUGUACCAUUUGUAGUUACUGGUAUAUCUGAGAAGCUUUGGUGUAUUAAAUAUAGUAUCACU
Messenger RNA from Mya arenaria, 3764 nucleotides. RefSeq names its product phosphoenolpyruvate carboxykinase [GTP]-like. Lineage: Eukaryota; Metazoa; Mollusca; Bivalvia; Myida; Myidae. The record is from RefSeq and is a predicted model, not a curated record. Bases 162 to 2120 code for a protein of 652 amino acids. Gene Ontology annotation, molecular function: phosphoenolpyruvate carboxykinase (GTP) activity; manganese ion binding; GTP binding. Gene Ontology annotation, biological process: propionate catabolic process; cellular response to dexamethasone stimulus; gluconeogenesis. Gene Ontology annotation, cellular component: cytosol. The transcript has 13 exons.